GCUUCUCCGUGUGAACGAUAAAAGGAGAAAGCUUCACAAGAGGACGCACUCUCUCGGACUCUUGGCUCUUCCGUCACUUCUUGCAAAAAUCCGCCGAGUGUCGUAAUCAACAGAGUCGACCAUGAAGUUGCACACAAAGCCGACUUUCUGCUUCCUGAUCUCCUUUUUAUUCCUCUGUGCUGUUGCAGAUCUUCAGGCACCUGUAGUCCACACAAAGCUCGGGAGUCUGAAAGGUGAGUAUGUGAGUGUAAAGGGGAAGGAGAGCGGGGUCCACGCCUUCCUGGGUGUUCCGUUUGCCAAGCCACCUUUGGGCCCUUCCUUGAGACUGGCUCCACCUCAGCCUGUAGAAGGAUGGGAAGGAGCGAGAGAUGCCACUCAGCAGCCACCAAUGUGUAUUCAGUCUAAGCAAAUUCUUUUGGAUCUCCUUGAUCAACUCGGUGCAAUGCUGCCUGAUAUCCCAGACAUCUCUGAAGACUGUCUUUACCUCAACAUUUACACUCCUGCAAAAAGAGCUAAUGAUGCCAAGCUCCCAGUCAUGGUCUGGAUCCAUGGUGGGGGCUUUGCAUUGGGAUCGGCUUCAGUAUAUGAUGGCUCUGCUCUGGCUGCUUACCAGGAUGUGGUUGUGGUUCUGAUCCAGUAUCGAUUGGGACUUCUGGGUUUUCUCAGCACUGGAGAUGAGCACAUUUCAGGGAACUUUGGUCUGCUGGACCAGGUUGAAGCUCUCAAGUGGAUCCAGCAGCACAUUCACAACUUUGGAGGAGACCCAGGAUCAGUUACCAUAUUUGGGGAGUCUGCUGGUGGAGUGAGCGUGUCCCUCCUGCUUCUGUCACCACUGUCUGAUGGGCUGUUUCACCGUGCCAUUGCUGAGAGUGGCACAGCUGCAAUGGAUGCACUUAUGACAAAUAAUCCUUUACCAGUGGCACAGGCACUUGCAAAUGCAUCUGGCUGUAGCCUUGAAAGCACAAAGAAGAUCGGUGACUGCAUGAGAAACCUCGAUAUUGAAACCAUAGUGGGCUUUACACAGGAUCAAAAAUUGAGAUUUCAAAUAAAUGUUGACGGACAUUUCCUGACAAAACCUGUGGAUGAGCUGUUCCGUAAACAUGAACUCCACACUCUACCAUUCAUGACUGGUGUCAAUAAUGACGAAGCGGGAUGGAUGCUUACAACAUUCUUUGCUCCACAAAACUGGACAGAAGGAAUGGAUCGGGAGCAAGUUGUGAACAUAGUGUCCCUCUUCUACCCCAGUCCUAAAGAUGCAUUCAUGAGAGAUUUGAUAGCUGAUGAAUAUAUCGGAAAUGGUGAAGACCGUGUGAAAAAUAGAGAUGGGUACACCAAGAUCCUUGGAGAUAUGUUUUUCAACAUUCCAGCAGUUAAAGCUGCUAAUGCUCACAGAGACGCAGGUGCUCCUGUAUACCUGUAUGAGUACCAGCAUCCUCCUAAAUUCCUGCAGCAAAAAAGGCCGAGCUUUGUGGGGAGUGACCAUGCAGAUGAAAUUUUUACAGUGUUGGGAUUUUGCUUCACAACUACCCAUGUUAAAUUAACCGAUUCAUGUCCUGAGGAUGAGGAACAGUUGAGCAGAAUGAUGAUGAGCUACUGGGGGAAUUUUGCUCGCACAGGAUCUCCUAAUGGGGAUAACCUUGUCCACUGGCCAAAGUAUGGAGCUGAUGAAAAGUAUCUGGCGAUUGGUUUAAAAAAGCAGGUAACUGGUCAGUACCUGAAGAAGGACCAGUUUGUUUUCCUUACUCAGACUCUACCAGAGAAGAUCAAACAGCAUGAGGAAAAUGCAGAGCACAGAGAGUUGUAGAACACACACAUCUCUUCUCUUUGUGCCAUUGUUUUUAAAAAUAUUUGGCUAAGUCAAAAUUCAGAUACUAAACAGUCUUUGCACAUACUGUGAAAUAUUAGUGUGGACUGACACAUUUGUUGUCUGUUUAAUGAUCCCUAUUCUCAUAUAAAAUGAAAAAGAAUUUUGGUCCAGCACUGUAAGCAUACAGUUGUAGACAGAUAUUUAGAGCCACUCAUCAUGGCAAGUGUUUUUUUUUUUUUUUUUUUAACUUUUCUCUUUCAAGGGUGGAAUGACUGCACAGCAUACAUCUUUAAUGACUUUCAAAAACAAGAAAUGGGUGCACAAGUUUGAAAUGAUUUGGGGUUUUCACAAAUCUACACAGGGUCAAAAGUAUAGAUACAGGCUCUAAUACAUACAUACAUACAUACAUCCCCGCUAAUAUUUGGGUAAAUGUCCCUUAGCAAGCAAUACCUCUACCAGAAACUUUUGGUAACCAUCAACAAGCUUCUGGCAUCAUCCUGGCUGGAUAUUUGAACAUAUUUCUUGCUAGAAUUGGUAGUUUAUUUAAAUUGGUUGGUUUCUUGGCACAGACCUGAGUUUUAAGCAUUAUCCACAAAUAUUCAAUAGGGUUGAGGCGUUAGGGCUUUGGGAAGGCCAUUUCAGAAGCUUAAUGUAAGCCUGAGUUUAGAUUAUUGUCCUGUUGGAACACACUAUUGUGUCCAUGUUUCAACUGUCUGGCUGUUGAGUUAAUGUGACUAUGAAGAAUUUGGAGGUAGUCCUGUAUCUUUAAUAUUCCAUCCACUUUGGGCACUGUACCAGUAUCACUGGCAGCAAAAUGGCACCAGAGCAUGAUGCUACCAUCACCAUGCUUAACAGUUGGCACAUUUCUGUUAGGUUUGAAAGCCUCACCUUUACUGCUCCAAACAUACCUCUUGUCAUUGUGGCCAAAUAGUUUAAUCUUUGUCUCCUCUAACUAACCUUUCUCCAGAAGGCACUUUGUUUAUCCAUGUGGGCAGCUGUAAAUUUUAGUUGAGCUUGAAGGUGUUGAUUUUGGACCAGGAGCUUCUUUAUCGGUUGUUACUCUCUCAGUCCAUGGUGGUGUAAAACGUGCUUCACUGUAGACAGUGAUACUGGUGCUCCAGGAGUUUCCAGCUUAUGGCAGGCUUGAAGUUUCGUGGUUCCUGGGUUGUUUCUGAACAUUCUAAGCAGUUUCCUCUCAGUGUCAGUUUGGGUCUUCUUCCAGGCCAUGGCAAAGUGGUGACACAUCUAAAUAACUUGUACUUAGGUACAGUUGUUUAAACCGAUUGUCCUUCAAUCUGCAGUUUGUUAGAAAUGGUCCAUUAAGCUUCUGGAAUAGAUUGCUCAAACCCCCAACCUCAACUGUAAACAAAAUUUGUGGACUAUGCUUAAAAGCCAGGUCUGUGCCAACAAACCAACUAAUUUAAACAUAAUGUAUCAAUUCUGCCAAGAAGAGUGUGGUCACAUAUUCAGCUAGAAUUAUGCCAGAAACUUGUUGAUAGUCUGGUCAGGUGCAACUUGCGGGACAUUCGACCAAAUAUUAGUGGGGGUAUAUGUAUACUUUUGACCCUGUGUGUGCAAGUGACAUGUUUGCUGUGAGCUGAAGUGCAGGAAGCGCAGGUUUAAGUCCUGAUCUGUCGCUCUUUGCUGCGUGUCUCCCCCCCAUCUGUCCUCCUGCCUUCCUGUCACUCUCUACUGCCAAUAAAAAGCCACUGUGGCCAAAAAAA
Messenger RNA from Archocentrus centrarchus (flier cichlid), 3531 nucleotides. RefSeq names its product liver carboxylesterase 2-like. Bases 122 to 1804 code for a protein of 560 amino acids. The record is from RefSeq and is a predicted model, not a curated record. The transcript is spliced from 13 exons. NCBI's taxonomy places the organism in Eukaryota, Metazoa, Chordata, Actinopteri, Cichliformes, Cichlidae.